GUUUAUCCCCAUUCGAUUCGUUGUUGGUUUAUUCCCAGCGCCAUAUCAUUUAAAACAUCUUUCAUUUCAAGCUUGCCUUGUUAAAGGAUAGCAAGAACGUUAAAUAUUGCUUUAUUAAUAUUCUGAGUGGCCUAGCUUCGUAACAUUGUACGGAGUCCAUACAUGGAUAAGCUUGGAGGGUUUCGGAUGAUGUUGUGUGUGGCCGGUGUCUUUCUUUCGGCUUACGCACUAAAUGUGGAGGUUUCAAAGUCUAAUAACAAAGAUUACCGAGCUAUAUGUGACAUCAGCGAGAAGAUCAGUUGCUCCAAGGUGUUUUCCUCCAAGUAUGGCACUGGUUUUGGAUUGGUAGAGCCAAUCUUUGGCAAGGAUUCAACCCUGAAUGUCCCUAAUAGUAUUUUUGGAAUAAUGUUCUACACUAUGGUCUUUCUUCUGGGAUUUUCCCGAAGCAAGCUUGCGGCUCAGCUUUCAGUUUUCUCUGCUGUUUUAUCCUGCCUAGGAUCUGUCUAUCUGGGAUGCAUUCUCUAUUUUGUUUUGCAAGAUGUAUGCAUUAUUUGUAUUUCAACGUAUGUUGUCAAUGCUUGCCUCCUUGUUGUCAACUCGUUGUCCCUUGUUAAUUUACAAGAGAGGACAAAGAGAAAGCAAAAAUAACAAAUAAAAUACUAUUAUAAAUAAUAAUUUAUUUAAAAUAUA
Molecule: messenger RNA, 690 nt
Organism: Nematostella vectensis (starlet sea anemone)
Lineage: Eukaryota; Metazoa; Cnidaria; Anthozoa; Actiniaria; Edwardsiidae
Product: vitamin K epoxide reductase complex subunit 1
Exons: 3
Coding region: 163-648 (161 amino acids)
Biological process (GO): peptidyl-glutamic acid carboxylation; vitamin K metabolic process
Molecular function (GO): vitamin-K-epoxide reductase (warfarin-sensitive) activity
Source: RefSeq, a predicted model, not a curated record